AUGGUGUCUCAAACUGCAACACAACCAGGCAUCGCCCCAAAACUCCCACUAGAUGUCGACGAUAUCAAGAGACAACGAAAGAUCCUCGACAAGUCGCAAUGGGGCCCUGCUGCUCCAGCCAAGAGUGAGACGUUUAGAAUCCGUGAGCACGGCCACAAGUCCAAGGCCAAGAGAUGGGAUCACGUCCUGAGCAGGGAGUCAGCUGAACGCGUGGGAAACUCUCUUAAGUAUGCAGCGGGUUUCCUCGGCCUGCCUGGCAUGAUCUCACUAGGUGGAGGACUGCCCUCCAGCGAAUACUUUCCUUGGGAUGAGCUUCACUUCAAAGUGCCCCCAGCUGGUCAGUUUUCCGAGAAGGACAUGCACGAGCAUGGUGUUUUGCUGGAGGCUGGCAAACAUGACCAAGCCACGGCAGAAUCCGACUUUGAUAUCGCCACGGCGUUCAAUUACGGUCAAGGACAUGGCUCUGCGCAGCUCUUGCGCUGGAUCACUGAACACACUGAGUUGAUCCAUGAUCCUCCGUACUCGGACUGGGCGUGCACCAUGACUCUUGGCUCAACCUCGAGUCUGGACUUUGCCUUUCGCAUGCUCACUCAACCAGGUGACUACAUCGUCUCGGAAGAAUACACCUUCUCGACGGCUGUUGAGUCUGGUACGCCCAUGGGCAUCAAGGUUGCGGGCGUCAAGAUGGACGAAGAGGGUUUGCUUCCGGAUAGCCUCGACGACAUCUUGACAAACUGGGUCCCCGAGAAGCAUGAAGGAGCUCAGAAGCCGCGUAUUCUAUACACGGUGCCUACUGGUCAGAACCCUACGGGUGCGACUCAGGGUGUUCAACGAAGAAAGGAUAUCUACGCCGUGGCUCAGAAGCACGACCUAUACAUCAUCGAAGACGAACCAUACUAUUUUCUCCAGAUGCAGCCUUACGCAGGUCAAGGGGAACCCACUCUCCCCCCCGCCACUCGCAAGGAGUUCCUAGACAGCCUGCUGCCGAGCUACCUAAGCAUCGAUGUGGUCGGACGAGUUAUGCGCAUGGACUCUUUCUCCAAAGUCCUCGCUCCGGGAACUAGAUGCGGUUGGAUCACGGCCAGCGAGCAGAUGGUUGAUCGGUAUAGCAGGCACUCAGAAGUGGGCACACAAGGCCCCAGUGGCGUGUCGCAGCUCAUGCUGUUCAAGCUGCUAGAUGAGCAUUGGGGUCACGGUGUGUAUCUGGACUGGUUGGUGCAUUUACGGAUGGGCUACACCCAGCGAAGAGACGUCAUUUUGGACGCCUGUGAAAAGUGGCUGCCCAAGGAGGUGAUCAGCUGGAAGCCGCCAGUAGCAGGCAUGUUUCACUGGCUCCAGGUUGACUGUAAGAAACAUCCGAGCGCCUCUUCCAAGAGUAUUACCGAGAUCGAGCAUGAGAUUUUCAUGGCUAGCAUCGAACACCGCGCGUUGGUGAUUAAAGGUAGCUUCUUCUACGCCAACAAGGCCGAGGAACAUGAUACACUCUUCUUCCGGACCACGUAUGCUGCUGCGCCAUCGGAUAAGAUUCAUGAGGCUAUACGGCGAUUUGGAGAUGCAGUGCGGGAAAGCUUUGGGCUUGAACAAUGA
Molecule: messenger RNA, 1587 nt
Organism: Fusarium keratoplasticum
Lineage: Eukaryota; Fungi; Ascomycota; Sordariomycetes; Hypocreales; Nectriaceae
Product: Aminotran-1-2 domain-containing protein
Exons: 2
Coding region: 1-1587 (528 amino acids)
Biological process (GO): L-tyrosine biosynthetic process; aromatic amino acid catabolic process
Molecular function (GO): aromatic-amino-acid:2-oxoglutarate transaminase activity; L-2-aminoadipate:2-oxoglutarate transaminase activity; pyridoxal phosphate binding
Source: RefSeq, a predicted model, not a curated record